GCAAGCCUCUGGCGUGGAAGGUUCGCGAAGUCGUGGCCGCCAUCAAGCGCAGUAGCGCCUCUUCCCGUCUAUGGCGACCGGGGCGAACGCGACGCCGCUGGGGAAGCUCCAUCCGCCCCCGCCGCCGGGCAAGGCCGGCUAUCCUCUUCCUCCUCCAGGACUGGUGAUGCAGGGCCCGCCGCCUCCGCCGCCUCCGGGCCCCGCGCAGGCCCAGCCGCAGCCAGCCAUUCCCAGCCUCAUGGCGGCCGCCGCCUUCCCCUUCGCCGCGCUGCCGCCGCCGCCGCCUCCUCCGCCGCCCCCACCGCCGCCCCCGCCGCAGCAGCCCCAGCCGCCUCCGCAGCAGCCCCAGCCGCCGCCGCCUCCUCCGCCGCAGGCCCAGCAGCCGCAGCAGCAGCAGCCACCCCCCCAGUACGGCCAGUACCGCUUCCCCUCGCCGCCGCCCCCCCAGCUGGGCCUCGAGCAGCAGCAGCUCCACCACCUCCACCAGCAGGACGACGGUGGCCAGGCCGGGGCCGGCAAUCAAGAUUUUCCUAAUAAGAAGAGGAAGAGGAGCAGAUGGAACCAAGACACCAUGGACCAGAAGACCGUUAUCCCCGGAAUGCCCACAGUUAUCCCCCCUGGGCUUACACGUGAACAAGAGAGGGCAUACAUAGUGCAACUGCAGAUAGAAGACCUGACUCGUAAACUGCGCACAGGAGACCUGGGCAUCCCCCCUAACCCUGAGGACAGGUCUCCUUCCCCUGAACCAAUUUACAAUAGCGAGGGGAAGCGCCUGAACACCCGUGAGUUUCGUACACGCAAGAAGCUGGAGGAAGAGAGGCACAACCUGAUAACGGAGAUGGUGGCGCUCAACCCAGACUUCAAGCCGCCAGCUGAUUACAAGCCUCCAGCAACCCGAGUGAGCGAUAAGGUGAUGAUACCACAGGAUGAAUAUCCUGAGAUAAACUUCGUUGGGCUUCUGAUUGGACCCAGAGGAAAUACAUUGAAGAAUAUUGAGAAGGAGUGCAAUGCAAAGAUCAUGAUCAGAGGCAAAGGAUCUGUGAAAGAAGGGAAGGUGGGACGGAAAGAUGGCCAGAUGCUGCCUGGUGAGGAUGAGCCCCUUCAUGCGCUUGUCACUGCCAACACUAUGGAGAAUGUGAAGAAAGCAGUGGAACAGAUCCGAAACAUUUUGAAGCAAGGAAUUGAAACUCCAGAGGACCAAAACGACCUGCGCAAAAUGCAGCUGCGAGAGCUUGCCCGCCUCAAUGGGACACUGCGUGAAGAUGACAAUAGGAUUCUGCGUCCAUGGCAAAAUACAGAGACUCGCAGCAUUACCAACACCACAGUGUGCACCAAGUGUGGAGGAGCAGGCCACAUUGCAUCAGACUGCAAGUUUGCCCGGCCCGGAGAUCCCCAGUCAGCUCAGGAUAAAGCACGCAUGGACAAAGAGUACUUAUCUCUGAUGGCUGAGUUGGGAGAGGCCCCUGUCCCAGCAUCUGUAGGGUCUUCUUCAGGGCCUUCUAAUCCACCUCUGCCGAGUGGCCCGAGACCAUCAGGGCCUGGAAAUAACCAGCCACCUCCUAAUCGCCCGCCAUGGAUGAACUCUGGCCCUUCUGAAAAUCGGCCCUUCCACAGUAUGCAUGGUGGUGGUGGAGGAGGAGGAGGCGGAGGUGGCGGCGGCGGCGGAGGAGGAGGAGGAGGGGGGCCUGCAGGACCUGGUGGGCCUCACAACUUCCCUCACCCAAUGUCAAACAUGGGAGGACAUGGUGGUCAUCCCAUGCAGCACAAUCCAAAUGGCCCCCCGCCUUGGAUACAGCCACACAAUCCCCCAAUGAACCAGGGACCACAUCCUCAUGGCCCACCAGGUCCCCAUCACAUGGAUCAGUACCUGGGCAACGCGCCAGUGGCCUCUGGGGUCUAUCGCCUCCAAGGAAAAGGUAUGAUGCCGCCUCCGAUGGGUAUGAUGCCCCCACCGCCCCCUCCACCCAGUGGUCAGCCUCCCCCGCCUCCCUCUGGUCCUCUCCCCCCAUGGCAGCAGCAGCAGCAGCCUCCACCCCCGCCUCCCAGCAGCAGCACUCCCUUGCCAUGGCAGCAAAGUGAAUACGACGACCACCACCACCACGAGCGCUGGCACCGGGGCCAUCCCUCCAUGGCAGCAGCAGCAGCAGGGGGCAGCGGCGGCAACUUCUACGGGGGCCCCGCAGAUGCAAGGCAGCCCCUCCAUGGUGCCUUUGCCUCCAGGGGUCCAGCCUCCGCUGCCACCAGGGGCCCCGCCUCCUCCCCCACCCCCGCCUGGCUCCGCGGGCAUGAUGUACGCCCCUCCCCCUCCUCCGCCUCCCAUGGACCCUUCUAACUUCGUCACCAUGAUGGGGGUGGGGGUUCCGGCUUUGCCACCAUUUGGCAUGCCCCCUGCUCCCCCACCACCGCCACCACAGAACUGAUGAAUGGUUUUUCUAUACAGCUGUUUUUCUCUCCAAUAUGGAGCCUCAAAUUGGAGGGGGAUCUUUCUGGAGCCCAGCCUGGAGCAUGUGAGGGAUGUCUCCCCUCCUUCUCUGUAUUUAGAGGGGUGUGUGACUUUUUCUCAAAUUCCUGUUUUGACUGGUGUACUUCGAUAAUUUGACCCGUCAAGAUGCUAGCCCUAAGCUUCCCUCUGAAGGAAGGACUGUCCAACUGUUUGCAGUGAGAACAAGGGACUCGUAGGAUAUACUUGCUGGGGCAAAACUCCAGUUGAGACUGCCAGGUCCAGCCUUUGAGCCAGCAAGCCCACUUUUUUUUUCUUUUUUGUUGUUGUUGUGAAUACGUAUUCUCACUUGCCCUGCAAGCUCAGAAUGGCAACUUCUGUUUAUUUAAUUUUUUUCCCUUGCUGGGCUUAGGUUUUAAUCGCAUCUUAAAGACACCGUGUUUUCCACAGUCAUGUACAUCUCUACCAUUGAAUGCCUGCCAGUAGAGUUGAAGAAAUGAAUGGAUUUCUGUAGAGUUCUCUAUUUUGGGGGAAUUGAGACUUAUGCCCCAUAGCUGAUUUUGGGGGGUUGGGGUGCCAGUGUUUUUCUCUGGAUCACCUUAGCAAGAAUAGGUAGAAUUUUUCAGGAUGUGUCUACUGUAGAAGCUGAGGGCUUUAAGUCCACCCCAACUCCUCCCAUAGAGUAGUUACGAUGAAUUAGGCAUUGGGAAGGGCAUCUUUCAUCUACUUUGAGAUCCGUUUGUCUCUUAUCCUCCUGCCUAGAAUCUCGUCCUUAUUUUUUUUUUUAACACAUCUGAGCAUUUUGUGGUUUUGGGUGGUCCCACCCCCAGAUUGAGUGAUCUCUGUUAACAAUGAUGUAUGUGUAUAACGCUUCAUUCGGUCACCUGCAACCAUUUUCUUAAUUGCUUUUUGUGUAAGAGUAAAAACUGCAGUGAGAGGGGAGGUUCCAAUUAAAUGCCGUUUUUAAAAUA
Molecule: messenger RNA, 3411 nt
Organism: Eublepharis macularius
Lineage: Eukaryota; Metazoa; Chordata; Lepidosauria; Squamata; Eublepharidae
Gene: SF1
Product: splicing factor 1
Exons: 13
Coding region: 71-2332 (753 amino acids)
Biological process (GO): regulation of mRNA splicing, via spliceosome
Cellular component (GO): nucleus
Molecular function (GO): zinc ion binding; mRNA binding
Source: RefSeq, a predicted model, not a curated record